AUGAAGGUGUCAUCGACGACGACAGGCACAAUACUUGCCAGCUUCUUCGUAGCGGCCAGUCCCACGGACGCCCAAGGCUACGGAAGCCGCCCUCUCUUCGCUGUCUCCAGGUUCUCGGCCGGUGCGACGCCGCACUCUUCUAUCGGAUACAUCGAGCUCACCUGGUCCUACUCUCCGGGGGCCAACGCUUCGACGUGCCGCGCCAGUCCGGCAACGUACCAGGUCUUCCCUUCGGUCGAGCAGACGCCAUGCAACGAUCCGGCAACGUCGUUCAACCUGACCAUGAGGGCGGAUGGCGGUGCCGACCUGGAGCUCUGGUAUGAGCCACGCUCGGGUGCGUCGGCCUACGGCAUCCACGGCAUCAAGGCCGAGGAGAUUGUCUGGGCAAAUCAGGAAUCUCCCACAGGAAUCGUGCAGGUAUACGCGGGCAUGCAGAACUUCACGGUCAGGGCAAUUCAUCCUGAAGUGAGGAACACGGUGUCGCUGGGUUUUUGA
Anthostomella pinea is the source of this 495-nucleotide messenger RNA. NCBI's taxonomy places the organism in Eukaryota, Fungi, Ascomycota, Sordariomycetes, Xylariales, Xylariaceae. The record is from the annotation of a GenBank genome assembly.